AUGCAGGCCAACGGGGCAGGACAGGGUCAAGAUUCGGAGCUGUCCUGCCUAAACAACAGUGCGCAAAACGGAGAGUCGUCCUCCGCGGGGGGAGCUCACACUAACGGACUAUCCACAACAAACAAUGGGAACUCUGUCAGUAACAACAACGGUAUCACAGCCCCAGCGGCAUCCAACAACACCGUGUCUUCGGAUGCCAACUCCGUGAAAAAGAAGACACGUCUUUCUCAGUCAGAGGAAGAUGUCAUUAGACUUAUAGGGCAACAUUUACACGAUUUAGGGCUUAAGUAAGUAGCUAACGUUAGCUUCCUAGCUAGCUGUCAGCUGAUGCUAAAUCAUGUACUUCAUAAUAACCGCGAAUAAAGCAAGUCAUCAUGUUGACAGCGACUAGUUCGGUGAGAUAAACAGAGGAGUUUUGUAGAGGGAAAAUUGAAUACAGCAUGGGUCCUUUAGAAAAUUGAUGAAGGGAGAAAGAUGGCCCAUUAUUGCACAAUUUAGCUAGUCUUGGUAGGAAGCUAGCUAACUGUUACUUUGGGGUCCAGAAAUGGGACUGCAGGUUUCUUGUUAAGUAGCCUAAAGACACAACACUUCCCUAACCAUCAGCCAUACGCAGACUUUUAUAUUUAUAUAUAUAUAUUUAUUUAUUAUUAUUAUUUUUUAAGUGUAAUUCAAAAGAUGCUUAUAAUGACAUUACUCUUGGGAGUUUCCAAUACCAUGGAAACUGGAAAAUCUAGUCCAGAAUGCUUUGAGAAUGUUUGGUUACUUGAUAGUAUUUGCAUGUGAAUCAAGCCACAAGGUCACGUGAAAUCGAUCUGUUUUCAUUAAGAAUUUUGAAAAUCGAACAGUCACCACAUUUGCCUCCAACUUUGACAAAGAUAUGUCUACAGAUUUGAUACAGCACAAGUCAAAUUGUUUAUGACUUCGGCAAGUCAUUGAUAAAGAUACAAUGAUCACCCUAUCAGGCAUUGUGAUAUUGUACUUGACCAAGUAAUAAGUUAGAAAAACAUGAUUCAAAUUAAUUCUUUAUAACCUGGUCUGGGCUCUGACAAAAUAAGAAAUUUAACAAAUAUGUUAUUUUUGAAUACCUGUACAUAAAGUAAUGCUAUUUGACUCUCCUUUUGCAAAUACUUUGUAUUUCUCCUUUGCAAGUGCUCACCCUCCCCCUCUCAUCUACAGUCAGACAGUGGACCUGUUGAUGCAGGAGUCUGGCUGCAGACUGGAGCAUCCCUCUGCCACAAAGUUCCGCAACCAUGUGAUGGAAGGAGAGUGGGACAAGGUGAUGAAAUCGUUUUUAUUUUUAAUCUAAGCUUUAGAGGUACACAACACAUCUAUUCUACUUGUUGACUUAUUUUAUUAAUUUCUCUCAAACUUUUUAAACAAACAUUUCACUUAUUAAGUUUAAAUGUACAGUAGUUUGAAAAUAGAAAAUAACCAGUGUCUAUUUUUUUUGUUUGAAUAUAGGCUGAAAGUGACCUGAAUGAGCUGAAAGCGUUGAUGCAUUCUCCAAGUUCUAUUGUGGUAAGUCCAACAGUGCUACAGUUAGUGGUUGGUUUCGGUUUGAUUAUUAAAAAAGAAAGAAAAUCACUGAUUAUUGUUUUUAACAUUAAAUGCACUAAGCAUUAUGUGGGUUGAAUGCUGUAACUACACAGAAUAAAACAAUUAAUAAAAGUCCCAUGAUGGUAGUGACUGCCCAUUACUGCUUAUCACUUAUUAACCAUCAUUUAUUCACAUUGCUUUACAAUAUUUCAGUUGUUGUGUAUGUUACAUUUGUUUUACAUUAUUUAAUUCCAUGUCAUCAUCUCAUCUCUAUAGAGCUGCUGCCUAUGCUGUCUGACAAAAUCCCUAUUUUAGUAGUUCUUCAAAGUAAAUAAGGCAUACUUUUAUGACUGCUGAAUACCAACUAUCAAUCUUAGAUGAUGUAUUUUCAGGUAGCGAUACCUCACGAAGCAACUGCUCUCUAUCCCUCUUGAUCGCGCGUUCUUCUGUCUCUUCUCUCCGUCUCAGACCGGACAAGUAGGCGCGCAAUUUAUUAUGGUCAUUGUAGUUAAUUACCAUGUUUUCUGCACAAACCUAUGUAGAAUAUUGGCCUGUUGGAAACUACAACUCUCUACUACAUCGCACAGUUCGGGCUUGAUCUGAUUUAUCUCUAGAGAAACUGCGCAUUGUGCGCACAGAAAAAACCUGAAUAAAAUGGAAUUCAAAUAAGUGAACUGACAUCGGUCAAUUAGUUGUUUAAAAAGCGAAAAAUAACUGACAUUUCGGUUAAUCGCACAGCACUAGCUACAGUAGAAUGCGGACAAGACAUUGACAACUAUUGCUUGUCAGAGUAAAAGAGUAGUAUGUGUAGGCUACAUUUUCCUCAGACAACCAUUUUGAUAUGUUUUAAGAUGCAUGUGCUUAACUUGUAAUGCACUCAUAUUUGUAUAUUUCCUCGCCUCCCUUCUGUCUUAUUUUCUCCUCCAUAGCGGAUGAAGUUCCUGCUCCUGCAGCAGAAAUACCUGGAGUAUCUGGAGGAUGCCAAGGUCCUGGAGGCGCUGCAGGUCCUGAGAGCUGAGCUCACUCCCCUCAAGUACAACACAGAGCGCAUCCACAUCCUGAGCGGGUAGCUACCUCCGAUCAACAGUCAUAAUGCCCUAUCCCACCCUAAAGAAAUGGCCUAGAUCACAGAGAUAUAGCUAAGCCUCUUUUGAAAUUGAAAACGCUGUCACUUGUAGUGCCUUUUAAAAACUUGAUCCAUGUCCAUUGCAAUGUGUGACAACUAACCAUUCCAUCAGUGAGGAGUGUUUGUGUUGGAGUAUGGCCAAUCCUCGUUCAGUAUGGUCACUGGUAUGGAUUUGUUAAUGACACAUUUUUUGCACCUCUUUGAAUUUUAGCUGAUUUUGAGUGAGCUAGAAUAAUGGGGUUCCCUGUCUGACUGUCUCCGCGGUGCUGGGGGUGAGUACUGCAGGGCAGCCUAAUGCUGAUGUCAUCUCUUUCCAAGGUACCUGAUGUGCAGCCAUGCAGAGGAUCUGAGAGCAAAGGCAGAGUGGGAGGGAAAAGGCACUGCCUCCCGCACUAAACUCCUGGACAAGUUACAGAGUGAGUGCCAUCCUACACGUACACACACACACACACACAUACACAUCUCACACACACACACACAUACCACAUCCUCACAUUCAGCCUUACCCCCGGUUUUUUAAAAGAUGAGUGCACCUUUUUUAUCAAAUGAAUUGCUCUCCAGGUUAGAAACAGAAUUUAUGGUCUUUAAACACAGAUAUUUUGUUGCUCUUCUUUUCCGAGUGACAUUUUAAGAAUGUAUUUGAAACAAUUUCUCUCUCUCCCUCUCUCUUUGUUCCCCUCAUUCCUAUCUUAUCACACUGUGCCUCACUCCCUCCCUUCUCCUGUCUGCAGCGUACCUGCCUCCCGCUGUGAUGCUGCCUCCGCGCCGGCUGCAGACCCUGCUGAGGCAGGCUGUGGAGCUGCAGAGAGAGCGCUGCCUCUACCACAACACCAAACUGGACAGUGGCCUGGACUCUGUGUCCCUCCUCCUGGACCACGCCUGCAGCCGGUAAGGCUCUUCACUUUAUACUUUGUCUGUAUUUGUCUGUCCUUUCUGUGUUCAUUCCCUUAAUUUGGCCCGCAAAAUUGCCUUGCCUUGGACCUCAGCUGUAGUUGUAAUGGUCUUACUUCCCAGUAAUAGUUUGUUUUGCUUCUAUUGUGGUGGUUAUGUCACAAGAUUGUAUGUAUUCACGCGGCAUUGACUAACGUUAGUUUUCUGACGUUCACAUGUUCUAACUGGGUAGGAAGUGAAGUGCUUCAUUUAAACCAAUGCAAAAACCUUAGCGCAUUGUCAUUGUCUACCCUGGUUUUUUUUUUAAUUAUUAGCUGCCCACACUAGCUGGGUAGAACGUUCAGGGUGAUAAGGUUCUAUUCCUGAUAUCACAAAACCUUAUUCUCUCCUCUAUGUCCUCCCUCCCUGACGUCUGAGUGUUGUUAUCUACAGAAAACAGUUCCCUUGCUACACCCAGCAGAUCCUCACCGAACACUGCAAUGAAGUGUGGUUCUGCAAGUUCUCCAAUGACGGCACCAAACUGGCCACGGGAUCCAAAGACACCACAGUCAUCGUGUGGCAUGUCAACACAGUAGGAACCUUCCUCAUUACAGAUGAACCAUGAUCAUGCUGAUAAGUGUGUCAGGUUUUAGUAGACAGAGCAUAAGAGCGGGGCGUUUCAAUGGAGUGGCGGAGGCAGGAAGAUGUGAACUUUGGGGGGAAUGAUUAGUUGAGGUGAUAACUGUGCUGCUGAUUGACAGGAGAGUCACCAGUUGAAGCUGAUGAAGACUCUAGAGGGCCACGCUUACGGUGUCUCAAACCUGGCCUGGAGCCCUGAUGACACCUACUUGAUUGCCUGUGGCCCCGAUGACUGCUCAGAGCUGUGGCUGUGGAACGUACAGGUAACGUUGGAUUGACCUUUUAUCCAGAAAGCUUGUUGUUGGAAAGAUCAAAAGUCCUCUACAAAGUUCUAUUCCUCAAUGAUUGUGUUGCGGGUAAAUUAGAGAUGACUUCCACAUCUUACUGUCACCAGGAUGAAAAGGGUAGUUGUUAUUGUCAUGUUAUUACUAGUCAUUAAAAAAAGGUUAAAGUUUUUUUUUUUUUUUUUUUACUCCUCCCUGCUCACUCACCCAUGUCUCUUGUCAUUGGCCAGACGGGUGAGUUGCGGACAAAGAUGAGCCAAUCACACGAGGACAGCCUGACUAGUGUGGCCUGGAAUCCAGAUGGCAAGCGCUUUGUCACCGGAGGCCAGAGGGGCCAGUUCUACCAGUGUGUGAGUGUCUUCCUUCUGGGUGUGACCUGUCAUAAGGGCAGAUUGAGCUAUUGUGUGUGUUGGACUAAUCAGUGCAUUGAGGUUGGUUGAUUGAUAUAACCUUAUCCCCAGGAUCUGGAUGGUAACCUGCUGGACUCGUGGGAAGGAGUAAGGGUUCAGUGCCUGUGGUGCCUGGGUGACGCUCGGACCGUACUGGCAUCAGACACACACCAGCGUAUCCGUGGUUACAACUUUGAGGACCUUACGGACAGAAACAUGUGAGUUAGUCCCAUCCAACGUCAUAUCUAAUCAUCGUGUCUAUAUGCUCAAGGGCCAUCCUGUGCUUAUGCAAGUUCUGUCAUUUUUAAUUUUGUGUUUGUGCUGCACUUCCACAGAGUCCAGGAGGACCAUCCAAUCAUGUCUUUCACAGUUUCAAAGAACGGGAGGUUAGCGCUGCUGAAUGUGGCUACUCAGGUGAGUGGUUUGGCUUUUCUUUGGAGGUGGGGUGUUUUUGGGUAGGAAUAUGUCGAGCUGUCUGAGAGUGCACUGGUCAAUAUUCCCUGUCUGUCUGUAGGGUGUGCACCUGUGGGACCUACAUGACCGGGUGCUGGUGAGGAAGUAUCAGGGCGUGACACAGGGCUUCUACACCAUCCACUCCUGCUUUGGAGGACACAACGAAGACUUCAUCGCCAGUGGGAGUGAGGGUAAGGCCACGUCCCCUGCUAGUCGAUCUCAUCUGAGUCCAAAUUAUGCUUUGACAUUACUUUCGGUAUUAUUUGUAAACCUGGCAGUAUAACCACUCUAACUUACUCACACAUCAGUGUCGUGUUCAUUAGUGGACGCAAAGGAAAAGGAAAAUUAAAGUUUCUUAUUGGAAGGCCAGGUAGUCCCUCCCUGUUUGUUUGUUUUCUUCCUUUUGGUGCCUAAUGAACAAGACCCAGGAAAAGGUAGAGGAGAAUGUGUAACACUCACGUGGUCUGGUUUAUACUCUGUGUCCUCCAUCUACAGAUCACAAAGUGUACAUCUGGCACAGACGCAGUGAGCUGCCCAUCGCAGAGUUGACAGGUCACACACGUACAGUGAACUGUGUGAGCUGGAACCCUGUAGUGCCCGGUCUUUUGGCCAGCGCCUCAGAUGACAGCACCGUCCGAAUCUGGGGGCCCGCCCCUUUCCUCGAUGUCCAGGACACUGAGGGGCUAAACGGUACGGAUUUGUUUUUACUGGUCAUCAUACUUUAACUAGUGGCCUAGAUAACGAGCCCUUUUCAUAUCUGUCAUAUGUUUUUAGGUUCAGUGUCUAUUAUUACCAUGGCCUCUACACUGUAA
Coregonus sp. 'balchen' is the source of this 6109-nucleotide messenger RNA. The record is from the annotation of a GenBank genome assembly. NCBI's taxonomy places the organism in Eukaryota, Metazoa, Chordata, Actinopteri, Salmoniformes, Salmonidae.